Pangasianodon hypophthalmus (striped catfish) is the source of this 5674-nucleotide messenger RNA. RefSeq names its product erb-b2 receptor tyrosine kinase 3a (gene erbb3a). The transcript has 29 exons. NCBI's taxonomy places the organism in Eukaryota, Metazoa, Chordata, Actinopteri, Siluriformes, Pangasiidae. Gene Ontology annotation, biological process: protein phosphorylation; multicellular organism development; nervous system development. The coding region runs from base 403 to 4749 and encodes 1448 amino acids. The record is from RefSeq and is a predicted model, not a curated record. Gene Ontology annotation, cellular component: basal plasma membrane; signaling receptor complex. Gene Ontology annotation, molecular function: neuregulin binding; ATP binding; protein tyrosine kinase activity.
AAGUUAUUUUCUCUUUUGCUAUAUAACUAACUCCUAUUUUCUUGUAACUCUGCUGUUUAAUUACCUGUUUACCAUUUCGGCGUCGCAAGUUACAGUACACAGUAAUGGAAUUUAGACGCUCGCGCUUUUGAUUGGUUCAUCGAUCAGCCCAUGAGCCAAUCAGCGUCCGCAGCAUUUUUACACAAAACGCUGUAAACAGGAGGAAGUACCUCAGCGACAACGCCUCGCUUUACCGCCACAAGCGCGCCGGCUAAAUCAGUCCAGGGCAGAGGAGCGGAAAGUCGGACGCACGAUACCACAGAAAUAAUUUGUUAAAUAGCAUUCAGUCCCUAGGUUAUGCUAUUACUCGGAGAUUUUAUUAGAUGUGAGAGAGUGUCGCUCUGUCUGGGACAUGAGUAAGUGAUGUUUUUGGAGCGCAGAGAGAGGAUGAGCGCUUGGGGAGUGCAGGUGCUGGCGCUGUGUGUGGCGCUGCCCUGGCUCUGGCUCCCUUCACCUGCACGCGCACAGUCUCCGGAUAGCAAACAAGUAGUCAUGUGUUCAGGCACUCAGAACAUGUUGAGUGUGACAGGAAAUUCAGAAUUGCAGUACCAGCGGAUGAAGGAGAUGUACACCGGCUGCCAGAUUGUCAUGGGCAACCUUGAGAUCACGCACAUGGAACACAAUCGUGAUUUCUCCUUCCUGAAGUCUAUUCGUGAGGUUACAGGUUAUGUUCUAAUAGCUAUAAACCAGUUCAGACAGCUGCCUUUGGAGCAGUUACGUGUGAUCAGAGGAACGUCACUGUAUGAAGGGCGCUUUGCUCUCGCCGUCUUAGUUAACUACCAGAAGGAUGGAGAGUAUGGGAUACAGGAGCUUGGCCUUACACAUCUGACAGAAAUUUUGGAAGGGGGUGUACAGAUCAUCAAGAAUGAGUUCCUGAGCUACGCACCACAGAUCAACUGGCUGGAUAUUGUAAAGGACAGCAGAGCAGAGGUCAUCAUUCAGGACAAUGGACCCGAGCUUCCAUGUCAUGAAUCUUGUGACGGACAUUGCUGGGGACCAGGCAGAGACAGCUGUCAGACUUUGACAAAACUGGUGUGUGCACCUCAGUGUAAUGGCCGCUGUUUUGGCCGAAGCCCCAGUGAAUGUUGCCACAUCGAGUGUGCAGGAGGCUGCACAGGGUCCCAGGAUACUGACUGCUUUGCCUGCAGGAAUUUCAAUGACACUGGCUCCUGCGUGCCUCAGUGUCCUCAGGGUGUGAUAUACAAUAAAGUGACGUUUAAACUGGAGCCGAACCCAAAUGAGAAAUAUCAGUAUGGCUCAGUCUGUAUAGCCCAGUGCCCCCCUAACUUUGUGGUAGAUGGAAGUUCAUGUGUUAGCAGCUGCCCUUCAGAUAAAAUGGAGGUGGACAAGAAAGGAGUAAAAAGGUGUGAACCAUGUGGUGGCCUUUGUCCAAAAGUGUGUGAAGGUACUGGCUCACCCACCAGGCAGACAGUGGACUCUCAGAACAUAGACAGUUUCAUAAACUGCACUAAAAUUCAGGGCAGCCUCCAUUUCCUCAUCACAGGCAUUAAAGGUGAUCCAUAUAACAACGUCUCAGCUCUUGACCCGAAGAAGCUCAAAAUCUUCAACACUGUUAGAGAAAUCACAGAUUUUCUGAGUAUUCAGUCAUGGCCUGAAGAGAUGGAAGAUUUGUCAGUGUUCUCCAAUCUGGCAACGAUACAAGGCCGAACUCACUACAAAGGAGUGAGGACUAAGAGGGGCUACUCUCUGCUGGUGAUGAGAAUCCCUACACUGAAAACGUUGGGUCUGCGCUCUCUGAAGAGGAUCAAUGAUGGAGGCAUCUAUAUUGCACAGAACCAACAGCUGUGCUACCACCAUACUGUCAACUGGACGCGUCUGUUCGGCCCACGUGCCCAGCGCCAGCAAAAAAGCCUUGACAUCAGAGAUAACCACCCUCAAGAUAAGUGUAUCAGUGAGGGCCAUGUGUGUGAUCCACUGUGUUCGUCCAAUGGCUGUUGGGGUCCAGGGCCGGACCAAUGUCUGUCUUGUAAGAACUACAGCAGAGGAGGAACCUGUGUGCCAAGCUGCAACUUCUUAGAAGGGGAAAAGAGGGAGUUUGCCGGGCCAAAUGGAGAGUGUAUGCCAUGUCACCCUGAGUGCGCAGUGCAGGAGAACAGACACACCUGCAGAGGACCGGGGGCAGAUCAGUGUGCAGUGUGUGCGAGUCUGCAAGAUGGGCCGCACUGUGUCUCUUCAUGCCCAGAGGGAGUUAUGGGAGAAAAACGGGUUGUUGUUUAUAAAUUCCACGACACCCAAAGCAAAUGCCAGCCCUGUCAUGCCAACUGCACUCGUGGGUGCACUGGACCAAGUUUGAGAGACUGCGUGGAGUCUCCCAAGAGAGCAUCGUCUGGGUUGCCAGUGACUGCCAUUGUGUUGGGUGCUAUAGCUUGUGUAUUGGUGGGAUUCUUUGUGUUUGUGAUGGCUGCUCUAUAUCGCCGCAGUCUGGCCAUCCGGCGCAAACGUGCCAUGAGGAGAUAUCUUGAGAGUGGAGAGAGUUUUGAGCCAUUGGAUCCUGGGGAGAAAGGGACGAAAACUCACGCUCGCAUUCUGAGACCGUCUGAACUACGAAAGAUCAAACCUCUGGGUACAGGAGUGUUUGGUACUGUCCACAAGGGUGUGUGGAUUCCAGAAGGAGACACAGUAAAGAUUCCUGUGGCCAUAAAGACUAUUCAGGAUCGCACUGGUCGACAGACUUUCCAGGAAGUUACAGAUCACAUGUUGGCGAUGGGCAGUUUGGACCACCCCUACAUUGUGCGGCUUUUAGGCAUCUGUCCAGGUUCCUGUUUGGAGCUGGUCACUCAGUACAUGCCACAGGGGUCCCUACUGGAACAUAUCAGGCAGCGGAAGGACAAUCUCAACCCACAGAGGCUGCUCAACUGGUGUGUGCAGAUCGCCAAGGGUAUGUAUUAUCUUGAAGAGCAGAGGAUUGUACAUAGGAACCUAGCUGCCCGGAACAUCCUUCUCAAGAGUGACUUUAUGGUCCAAAUUGCCGACUAUGGUAUUGCUGACCUGUUUUACCCAGACAACAAGAAAUGUUUCUACGAAGUGAAGGCGAACCAGACACCAAUCAAGUGGAUGGCCCUUGAGAGCAUUUUGUUCCGCAGAUAUACGCAUCAGAGUGAUGUGUGGAGCUAUGGUGUGACUGUCUGGGAGAUGAUGUCAUAUGGGGCAGAGCCUUAUGCUGCAAUGAAACCACAGGAAGUUCCAGAUCUGCUGCAGAAGGGCGAGCGUCUGUCUCAACCUCAGAUCUGCACGAUUGAGGUCUAUAUGGUUAUGGUCAAAUGCUGGAUGAUUGACGAGAAUGUUCGACCAAGUUUCAAAGAGUUAGCCAGUGAGUUCAGCCGUAUGGCUCGAGACCCACCCCGGUACCUGGUCAUCAAAGGGGAGUGCGCUGCUCCUGACCCUGCCUCUGAUGAGCCACACUAUCGUGUCACUCAAGUGGACAUUCUGGGUGUGGGGCUGGAGGACCAAGAGGAUGAGGCACUGGAAGACGGCAUGGCCACACCUCCUGUUUACCUCACGCCGUCAAGAAGUCUCUCUAGAUUGCGUGUAGAUACCAACAGGGCCAGUCUCACCCCUGCUGGUUAUCUGCCAAUGACCCCAAGUGUAGAGGGCUCUAUUCAGGCUGUGUGGCCACCACGUUCACGCCUCAACUCUGCACGAACUAUUUCUGAGAGUUCUGAGGGGCAUGGCACGCUGGUAGAACUGGAGAUGAAUGAAGAUGUACUGUUGGCUGGCAGCCUAAGAGGCGUGCAACGUCGGGAGGACAGUGCCUAUAUAUCUCAGAGGGACAGCCUAUCAGGCCCUCCAGACACACCCAUUCCUGACACGCCGUCUCCGUGUACCGAGGGAGAGGAAGACCAAAAUGGAUAUGUAUUGCCAGGACUGAGUGACAGUUCAGAUAAAGACACAAUGUGUUCCGUGCCUUCCCGUGUGACAUUGUCUAAUGGGAGGUUAUCUAUGGGUCAUUCACGUGAACUUUUAGAGGAGCAUGACAGUGGUGAGGAAGAAUAUGAAUACAUGAACAGUCAAAACCUCCCCCUCAGACAAACCACAAGCCAAAACUGCUGUCAGCUAACAAACCGUAAUUUCAGCAUACACAAACCUCCAGGUGCCAAUCAUAGGUUAUCCAUGGAAGGCACAGAAAGCAGUGGAGGCCUCUCUCAGUCCUCCUUGGAUGAAAGAAGUCGUAGCAAUGCUGACCUUCCAUCCAGCGAAGCAGAGUAUGCAGAGGCCGACCUGGACCAGGAUCUUCAGUAUGAAUAUAUGGACAUUCGCAGUGGCCCAGGGGUCAAGGCACCAAACACUAACCCAAGAAUGGAUCACCUAAGACAAGGAAGCCAUAUUUCUUCCAAGAAAUCUCUUGAGAAAGACGAGUGUGAAGAUGAAGAGUAUCAGUAUACAAACCGCCAGCCAAGGUUGAGGCGCUCGCUCAUGGUUCACGGCUUGAUGGAGGGGGAGGGAGAGGUGUAUGAAUAUGAAGAAAUGGACUCUCAGAUUGCAGGCGGAAACUUUGGAGCUGAAUACCAGAACCUCCAGGAAGCAGGAGAAGAAGAGGAGACCCAGGGGCAGCCCCGUCCUGGAAUCAGGCCAUACAUUAAAGUUCAUGCAGGAAUGGGAAAGGGCAAGGACGGGACAGACAGGUGUUUCGACAAUCCUGACUACUGGCACAGCCGCUUGUUUUCUAAACCAAAUGCAGUGCGUAUAUAAGAUGGGAGAGAGUUAAUGAAAUUAUAAAGAAUACAAUAGUGAAAUUAUAAUGGAACUGAGUAUACAGAUUAGUAAAUAUGGAAUAAAGAAAGAAAAAAUAAAAACUUAAAAAAUUAAAUAAAGUUUGUAAAGCACUAAGCGUAUUCUUGACCAAAACAGACUUGGCAAUAAAGAAUAAUUGUACAUGUAUAGUAGCAUAUGAGGAAACCUCUGAAAUUUCUAUCACACAUACCUAUAUGUUUGAAUUCAUUUUUUAUUUUGUUGAAACAUAGCAAAGAACUGCAGUACCAGUUAAUGAACUUUUACAGCUACUACACUGAUCAUUGUGUACAAGCGUGUGAACCUCAGUCAAUAUUAAACAGCACCGGACCUCAGAACGCAGGUAUUGAUUCUGUGUGGACAGGGUUUUUUAAAUUUUUUUUUUAUGAUUCAGUAUGUCUGUUACAGGUGUUUAUCCAGUCUUCUUCAAAUUCACCAUGGCAGCUUGCAUUGCAUCACAUGACAAAAUUAACAGUGAGUCAGGGAUGAAUGCUUUUUAAUAUGUACAUUGUACAUGAGAACAUGUAGGAACAUGCUGUAUACUUAUAGUAAUACCAAUAUGUAGCCAUUUGACUUAACAGUAUCAAUAGCAUUGCUUCAAGCACUUAAAGAACCAGACACAAAUAGAUGUUUUUUUUAUUUUCUUGGAAUGUUUUAUAUGUGGUGGUGACUACAUGGAAGAAAGAAAGAUUUUGGUAUUUUGAACAUAUUUUAAAUGAAAUGGUCAGUUGUAAAGUUUUCCUGUUUUGUAUGGCUCACCAGAACAAGUUAAUUUCUUUGUUUCCUUUCUGUAAUUGCUUUUUUGUAAAGUACUUUUUUUUUAUUACACUGCUUUGUGGUGAUAUCAUUUUAUACAUACAGUGUGUCAGAAAUCUGUUCAUAUCUG